AUGGACGUCCGGAAUAUCGGCAGCCUCUUCAAGCGCGCUGGCGGCGGUGGCGGUGGCGCGGAGGGUAUUGUCUACAUUCCCCCUCCAUCGAUCGGCCAUGAGAUAGGCGUGAUGUUCGGUGGAAUCGGGGCCAUGAUCUUGGUCUCGUAUUCUGUAGGCAUGCUGCUUUUCUUGGCGUGGUGGCGAGUCUAUCUGAAGCAUGAAGAAACCAAGGAGCGCAAGAGAGUGGACGACCUGAGACAAAGGGGGCUGCUGAAGGAGAGGGUGAAGAGCACCUCUCCGGGGUCGAAUGGAAACGGGCGGGAGAAGGCUGCGGCUUAA
Molecule: messenger RNA, 321 nt
Organism: Lasiodiplodia theobromae
Lineage: Eukaryota; Fungi; Ascomycota; Dothideomycetes; Botryosphaeriales; Botryosphaeriaceae
Exons: 2
Coding region: 1-321 (106 amino acids)
Source: RefSeq, a predicted model, not a curated record